AUGCACAGUCCAUCCGGAACACGGCCCAAGAAGAGACUCGCCUGCGACAGGUGUCACGCUCGAAAACUACGAUGCUCUGGUGACCUGGAUGGUUGCACACGAUGUCUUGGUGACGAUUUGGUCUGUGUUUAUAGCCCUGCUCUCAAGGUCGGACGACCUAGCAAGGCGUCGAUGGCCGGCAGAGAGAUACAGCAAACACAGUCUGUCCCCAACGCUGCGUUUUAUGGCGUUUCUGAUAGAGAUGCACUAACUGCGGAUUCGGGGAUAUCCAUGCCGCCAUCACCUCCACAGCUCGGCGAUAGUUGCAUUACAGAUCAUACAGCACUCUUCAACUCUUUCGACUUUACCAACACCUUCGACAACUUCAACGCCACACAUUCGUUUCUCGACAUGCCCAUUGAUGAAGAGCUGUGGCCUCUGGCGACAAGCACACCUGUUUCUUCGAACGAUCUCAACAUCGAUCCACGCCUAUGUGUAACGAAUGAAACAGCGAAUGCAUCUAGCCCGCUAGAAAGACUAUCGAGCCUCCAGCAGGAGCUUUUACGAACGAAACUGCCCCCCGUUCACGCGAGGGGCGUCGGCACUCAACCUCGGCCGGCGAAAUACACAGAAGCAGCCAUGCGACCCGUCCAAGAAACCCUGGGUGUCGUGACCGAGCUUUUACACCAAUGUGUGAAAAGUAAUGGCGAUGCGACAGACCCAGUCUGUUCCAAUUGGCAAACAGUCCUUCACCUGGUCCUGACGCCCCUGUCUCUUCUACUAUCUACAUACGAUCAGAUACUACAAGAGAUCCGUAACGCGCUGGACGACCCGUCUCUCCUUCACGAGGAGUCUCUAUUAAACGGCCAAUGGGUCCAAUCCCAGUCCGGCAAGCGUUUUGACGUUGAAGAUCCUGGCUCGCGUCAGAUCUGGGCCACUAGUCCUACCAACGAAGUAUCUGAUGUUGAUAAAUACGUUCAGUCGUCAGAUGCCGCCUUCCAAAGCUACCGCCACAUGAAUCCUCGCCAACGAGCUAAGAUCCUACUCAAGUGGCAUGAACUCAUCACCAAUGCACGACAAGACAUCGCCAAGAUCGUCGUGUUCGAAACCGGCAAACCGAUGGCAGAGGCACUCGGUGAGGUGGAUUAUGCCCUUGGUUUCGCUUGGUGGUUCGCCGGCGAGGCUGAGCGUAUUAGAGGGUCUGUCGCGCAGCCUUCCAUAUCCGAUCGCCGAACUUUUGUCAUCAAGCAGCCGAUCGGUGUAUGUGUUGCUCUUGUCCCUUGGAACUUCCCUGUUGCUAUGAUCAUCCGCAAGGUUUCGGCUGCUCUAGCGGCAGGAUGCACCAUGAUUGUCAAACCGUCGCCUGAAACACCGUUUAGUGUUAUGGCCCUGGCAGACCUUGCCCUUCGCGCGGGUCUGCCCCCUGGAGUGCUUAACGUUAUCUCAACUGAUAACGCCAACACCCCAUCGGUCAGCGAGACACUCUGCAAACACCCGCUUGUCCGCAAGGUUACCUUUACUGGUAGUACUGCUGUAGGCAGCAUCGUCGCAAGACAUUGCAGCGAGGGACUGAAGAAGGUCACUAUGGAAUUAGGUGGUAAUUGCCCUUUCAUCAUCUUUGAUGAUGGCGAUCUUGAGCAAGCAGUUGCAGCUCUUAUGAUACUCAAGUGGCGAACAGCAGGCCAGGCUUGCACCCACGCCAAUCGAGUCUACGUCCAAAGCGGCGUUUACGACAAGUUUGCGCAGAUGAUGCUCGACGCGACGAACAAGCUCCGCGUGGGACAUGGAGCUGAUUCCAGUUCUACUAUGGGGCCACUGACUACUGCUCGUGGUGUUGACAAGGUCAAGAAACAUGUCCAAGAUGCUGUCAGCAAGGGAGGAAAGGUCCUUUGUGGAGGCAAACAGCCACAGAAUCUGAAUGGGUACUUCUUCGAGCCAACCAUCAUUUCGGGCAUGACCUCGGACAUGCUCACAACUCAAGAAGAGAUCUUUGGACCUAUAUUAGGUCUGUACAAGUUCGAGACCGAAGAGGAGGUUGUGAAGAAAGCAAAUGAUACGUCGAUGGGUUUGGCAUCUUACUUCUUCACCAGAGACGUCUCCCGAACAUGGAGACUUCUGGAAAGCUUAGAAGCUGGAAUGAUCGGGAUGAAUACAGGUAACGCCUCUUGUGCCGAAUCUCCAUUUGGUGGAAUCAAAAUGUCAGGCUAUGGCAAGGAAGCCGGCAAGGAUGUGGCUAUUGAAGAAUACCUUAUCCAGAAGACGGGCACUCUGACAGUUGAGGAGGGGCCCAAGUUGUAA
Molecule: messenger RNA, 2277 nt
Organism: Fusarium subglutinans
Lineage: Eukaryota; Fungi; Ascomycota; Sordariomycetes; Hypocreales; Nectriaceae
Product: succinate-semialdehyde dehydrogenase
Exons: 5
Coding region: 1-2277 (758 amino acids)
Biological process (GO): regulation of DNA-templated transcription
Molecular function (GO): zinc ion binding; succinate-semialdehyde dehydrogenase (NAD+) activity; DNA-binding transcription factor activity, RNA polymerase II-specific
Source: RefSeq, a predicted model, not a curated record